Molecule: messenger RNA, 318 nt
Organism: Rotaria sordida
Lineage: Eukaryota; Metazoa; Rotifera; Eurotatoria; Philodinida; Philodinidae
Source: the annotation of a GenBank genome assembly
AUGUUGAUGAUUUAUGCUAGUGUUCAUCAUGUUCAUUUAACAUCAGUUUUACAAUGGACAGAACAUCAUGUUUCAGCUCGUAUAUUUUGGUCACCAUAUAUUAUUGUUUCUCAAAUGUCACUUUAUCAACAGAAUUUAAUGAAUGUCGUUACGAUACUUAGUUUUGUAGAACUAGCAUGUGAUCCAAUAAUUGUUGCAGCAUUAGAUAUUCGUUUUUGGCAUCAAUGGCGAAAACUCGGAAUUCGUGUACAAACUACUAUAUUCGUCGAUCGACACAAUCGUAGACGAAUUUAUCCUUCAACAGUGAAUCUCAAUUGA